Messenger RNA from Sorex fumeus (smoky shrew), 4082 nucleotides. RefSeq names its product FKBP prolyl isomerase family member 15 (gene FKBP15). The transcript has 28 exons. Bases 91 to 3648 code for a protein of 1185 amino acids. Gene Ontology annotation, cellular component: growth cone. The record is from RefSeq and is a predicted model, not a curated record. Gene Ontology annotation, molecular function: peptidyl-prolyl cis-trans isomerase activity. NCBI's taxonomy places the organism in Eukaryota, Metazoa, Chordata, Mammalia, Eulipotyphla, Soricidae.
AGCGCGGACGUCGCCGCGGCCUUUCGCGACGUCCAGCAGGGCCGGGCCGGGCUCGGGCUUCCUUCCCGCAGCCGGGCGACCGCGGGGGCGAUGUUCGGUGCGGGGGACGAGGACGACACCGAUUUCCUCUCGCCCAGCGGCGGUGCCAGAUUGGCUUCUCUGUUUGAAUUGGAUCAGGCAGCUGCUGGCCAUGGAAAUGAAUUCUUCCAGUACACAGCCCCAAAGCAGCCGAAGAAAGGCCAGGGAAAGGCAGCCACAGGAAACCAGGGGACACCGAAAACGGCACCUUCCGGCACGGGCGCACCCGCCGUGUUGGUGGCAAAGGCGGUGCAUGCGUAUCGAUACACAAACGGUCAGUAUGUGAAGCAGGGCAAAUUUGGUGCUGCCGUCCUGGGGAAUCACGUGGCCAAAGAGUAUAAGAUUCUUCUUUAUAUCAGUCAGCAACAGACAGUGACGGUUGCAAGGAUUCAUCUGAACUUUGAUCUCUUGGUUCGGCCCAAUAACUAUAGCACCUUUUAUGAUGACCAGAGACAGAAUUGGUCCAUCAUGUUUGAGUCAGAAAAAGAUGCCGUGGAAUUCAAUAAACAGGUGUGCAUUGCCAGGUGUAACAGCGCCACUUCUUUGGAUGCAGUGCUCUCGCAGGACCUCGUUGUCUGCGAGGGCCCUGCGGUAGAAACUGGAGAUUCCUUGGAGGUGGCCUACACAGGCUGGCUCUUCCAGAAUCACGCGCCGGGUCAGGUUUUUGACUCUACUGCUAAUAAAGAUAAGCUGCUUCGCCUGAAAUUGGGAUCAGGAAAAGUCAUCAAGGGCUGGGAGGAUGGAAUGCUGGGAAUGAAAAAGGGAGAAAAGCGCUUACUUAUUAUCCCUCCAUCCUGUGCUGUUGGUUCUGAAGGGGUAAUUGGAUGGAUUCCAUCAACAGACUCAAUCCUGGUGUUUGAAGUGGAGAUUAGGCGGGUGAAGCUGGCUAGAGAGUCGGGCUCUGACGGGCACAGUGUCGGCUCCCGGGACUCAGCGGCCCCUUCUCCGGUGCCUGGUGCUGACUGCGCCUCUGCUGCGCCUGUGGCCUCACUGCCCACAUCGUUGCCUUUCCAGCCAGGGGAUCCAGCUCUGCGAACCAAAUCUAACUCCAUGGGUGAACAGCUCUCAGCGCACACAAAUCCUGAUACAAUCAAGGCCAAGUUGAUCUCUCGGAUGGCCAAAAUGGGCCAGCCCAUGUUGCCCAUCCUCCCACCACAGUUGGAGUCCACUGAACCGGAGAUCGAAGCUGUGACUAUGCUGCGGGGCGCCGGGCAGCCUUUGGCGGCGCCAUCCAUCCAGCCUUCCCUCCAGCCAGUCCAUCCCGUCCUACCGCAGAUGACCUCACAAGCACCUCAGCCCUCUGUUGCUGGGCUCCAAGCACCUUCUGCUGCCUUAAUGCCCGUUACAUCUCUCGACUCCCAGCCCACUGUAUCUGGAAAUGCCCCGUCCUUUCAGCCCUAUGCAGGUGUGCCGGCCUACGCGUACCCACAGGCCUCGCCCGCCUCCUCGCAGCUGCAGCCCGUGCGGCCCCUGUACCCGGCGCCGCUCUCCCAGUCUCCGCAUUACCAAGGGUCAGGUGACAUGGCUUCGUUUCUCAUGACUGAAGCCCGGCAAAAUAGCACUGAAAUUAGAAUGGCAGUGAGCAAAGUGGCCGAUAAAGUGGAUCAUCUCAUGACAAAGGUUGAAGAGUUGCAGAAACAUAGUGCUGGCAAUUCUCUGCUCAUUCCUAGCAUGUCAGUUACUAUGGAAACAAGCAUGAUUAUGAGCAACAUUCAGCGAAUCAUUCAGGAAAAUGAAAGAUUGAAGCAGGAGAUCCUUGACAAGAGUAGUCGAAUAGAAGAACAGAAUGACAAAAUCAGUGAACUCAUUGAACGAAAUCAGAGAUAUGUUGAGCAGAGUAACCUGUUGAUGGAGAAGAGGAAUAGCUCCCUUCAAACAGCCACAGAAAACACACAGGCAAGAAUAUUGCAUGCUGAACAAGAGAAGGCCAAGGUGACAGAAGAGUUAGCUGCAGCCACUGCACAGGUAUCUCACUUGCAGCUGAAGGUGACAGCGCACCAGAAGAAAGAGACCGAGCUGCAGGUGCAGCUGAGCGACAGCUCCAAGGAGAUGGACCUCCUCAGGACCCAGCUGGCCAGGCUGCAGGCCGAGCGCUCAGAGUUCCAAGAAGCCUCUGAACAAGCACAGUCCAAACUCAAAACGGAAAAGCAGAGCCGGAAGCAGCUAGAACUCAAGGUGACAGCCUUGGAGGAGGAGCUCACCGACCUUCGAGCCGAGAAGGAGUCUCUGGAAAAGAGCCUUUCAGAAAGGAAGAAGAAGUCCGCACAGGAGCGCUGCCAGGCCGAGGAGGAGAUAGAUGAAAUCCGCAAAGCACACCAGGAGGAACUGGACAAACUCAAGCAGCUCCUGAAAAAGGCUCGGGUGUCUACAGACCAGGCGGCUGCGGAGCAGCUGUCCCUAGCGCAGUCUGAGCUGCAGACCCAGUGGGAAGCCAAGUGUGAACAUCUGUUGGCAUCUGCCAAGGACGAACACCUGCAGCAGUACCAGGAAGUGUGUGCGCAACGGGACGAGAGCCAGAAGCAGCUGCUCCAGCUCCAGACAGAGUGUUCAGCCCUCCAGGCCCAGGUCUCAGUCCUGACCGAGCAGCAUGAACGGCACCUCCGGGCCCUGGAGCAGAGCAAGUCCCAGACGCGUGGGGGUGAAGCGCCUGAUCCCUCUGAGACGGUCAAGAAGAUCAUGAACCAGGUAUUCCAGUCCUUGCGAGGCGAAUUUGAGCUGGAGGAGUCGUACCAGGGCAGGACCAUUCUGGGGACCAUCAUGAACACGAUCAAGAUGGUGACGCUUCAGCUGCUAAACCAGCACAAGCAAGAGAAGGGGGAGAGCAGCAGCGAAGACGACGAGGAAGAAGAACAGCAAGCUCGCGGCCCCUCCCAGGAGCAGUCUGGCCCGGCCGGUUCCAGGGGUCCAGCUUCUGGAGCCCCGCGUGGGGAGAAGCAGGAGUCCCCGGGGCAGCAGGCAGUGACGGACACCGAGCCACCGCCUUCGCCAACCCUCCCUGCCCCACAGGACGGUGCUGAGAAGAGAGGGGAACCCCUGGACGCAGAGGGGCACUCGGAGAGGACAGAACCAGCUUCGCUUUUGGCGCCCCCAACGUCCAUCCCCCCCAGGCCUCCAGGCCCUGUCGCCGUGGACUUGGCGUGUGAGGAGACCCUUGCUGCCAGGCCAGGGGGCCCACCGAAACCCGCCGGCGAGGGGAUACAGGAUGCUUCCACGGGACUGGCCGUGACGUCAGAGCCCGGGGAGGACCCUCUGGCCACAAGGCCCCCAAGUCCAGGCGUGCCUCAGUCUCAGGAACUGAAGGAAGAUUCAGCUGCCGGGGAGCUGGCGAGCACGCAGGCAGGCGCUGCCCCUGCGGGCACCGCGCUCGGACCCAGCCGCUCCCCUCCGAGUGCCAGUCUAGCGGAGGACGAAGAGGAUGAGCUAUUUAAAGGGGCAACGCUCAAAGCCCCAGGCCCCGAAGCACAAACUGAGGAUGAGGAUGAAGACGAGGUGAGCAUGAAGGGACGCCCGCCCCCGAUCCCCCUUUUUGGAGAUGAUGACGAUGAUGAUGAUAUUGACUGGCUGGGAUGAAGACCCGGAAACCAGCCCCACACUUGCAGGGAAGGUUUCUCUGAGAGCCAGACCUUCCCUGAGCGCAGUCGCGUCCGGCGCCAGGGUGCGGUGAAGGUGGCGCCUUCUGAGAACAGCGGUUGAGCUACCCAGGAGCCUGACUUCAGAGUACAGGGUUGCGGCUGCUGCUGGUGACUUGCUCAGUCCCACUCGGGGGCGAGCCGGAAGCUUCCAGCAGGUCCGUGACAAGAGUCUCACCCUCCUGCCAAGCUUUUUACUCUCCGCUAACUCGGACUCAUCUGGGGAACUCGGUCUCUUCCCAGUGACCCAGCCACAGGACCUCUUGCCUGGGAUGUGGUCUCGGGGGUGGGACGAAUGCCCCCAGCCCCCAGCCCCCAACCAGCCUCACCUGCAGUCCCGGGACAUGUAUCUGUUCUCUGCCUUAAAUCUUGACU